Messenger RNA from Camelina sativa (false flax), 897 nucleotides. RefSeq names its product gamma-interferon-responsive lysosomal thiol protein. The record is from RefSeq and is a predicted model, not a curated record. Gene Ontology annotation, molecular function: oxidoreductase activity, acting on a sulfur group of donors, disulfide as acceptor. NCBI's taxonomy places the organism in Eukaryota, Viridiplantae, Streptophyta, Magnoliopsida, Brassicales, Brassicaceae.
GAGAGCAUCGAGAUAUUAUUAUUAUUAAUUGAACGGCGACACAAGACCUUGCCUUUGUUGCAUCCAUGGCGUCGAUGCCGAGCAAACUUCUUGUUCUCCUAGUCUGCUACGUCUUUCUUCUCGGCUAUGCAUCAUCGUUAUCAUCUGAUAUAUCUCUUCCAUCUUCGUCUCCGAAGGUCUCCUUGGCCCUGUACUAUGAGUCUCUUUGUCCGUAUUGCUCCGCCUUCAUAGUGAACCACCUCCCGAAGCUCUUCGAAGACGAUCUCAUAUCAAUCGUUGAUCUUCAUCUCUCGCCGUGGGGUAAUACCAAGCUCCGUCCCGAUAACGUCACUGCUGUUUGCCAGCACGGGGCAUAUGAAUGCUUCUUGGAUACAGUAGAAGCCUGUGCGAUUGAUGCUUGGCCUAUAUUGAGUGAUCAUUUCCCGUUCAUCUACUGUAUCGAGAAGUUGGUGACUGAACACAAGUAUGACAAGUGGGAGACGUGUUAUGAGAAGCUCAAUCUCAACUCAAAACCUGUUGCCGAUUGUCUCAGCAGUGGACACGGAAACAAGCUUGCGUUGCACUAUGCCGCUGAAACGAAGGCACUUCAGCCUCCUCAUGAGUACGUACCCUGGGUAGUCGUGGAUGGUCAGCCACUUUAUGAGGACUAUGAAAACUUCAUAAGCUACAUCUGCAAGGCUUACAAAGCUAAUAAAGUGCCUGGCGCAUGCGCCAAAUAUUCAUCCGGCAACUUCAUUCGCAGUUUCAACAUGAAACGCUUCCCUCUGGUUUGCCGGAAUGGAGUUAAUAAGAUGUCGGAUGUGUUGGAACGUAUCAAAACCUCUUUAUCGUCAUACAUCAACAUUGCAGGCAUGCUGUAAACCCUUCCUCUUUCUUUUCACCUAUGUGACAAGACAA